UUCUAAAUCGUCUCUGUUUCUUAUUUCGAUUUAUUGCAUCAAAAUUAAUUAAUUUUAAUUUUCAGAUUUUUUUUACCAUAACAUUAUUUCAUACUAGUAUUUUUAGUAUAUAUUUCUGUUGUAUUUUAUAGUAUUAAAAUUUGAUGAGGCAGGAGGGAGUAUUGCAAGUAAGAUCCGAAUAUGCAUUUAGCAGCAACUAUAUUAAUGAUGCCAGUUGUGGUCAUUAGUAUCACAAACAACUUCGCAGCAAAUAAAAUUUGAAUCUCGGUUAUAAUUAUAAAUUUCCUCUCAUGGUCAGCACUAGUUACAGAGAGAGGGCAUAAAAAUUGGAUCUUGACAACUAUAUUUCGUUUUCUGUUCAAUAUUUUCGGCGACAUUUUCAUGGUUAUGCUUCUUUGGAUCUGGGUUUUCUUGGUUUAUCCAAAAGGGAUUUUGGGGGAAAAUUUAUGGGCUUAACAAGUGAAGAGAAUUGCUUCUGAUACUCUGAUUUAAUAGCAUUUUGUGUUGGAAAUCCAGAGCCAUUUUGAGAUUUUUGGCUUAGGAAUUCACUGCCACUGAGUUGUAAAAAUAGGGAAGAAAGAGUAGAAAGUGAUUGUUUAUCUAUGAAAGAAAGGGAAAUUGUGAUUAAUAUUGAGAAUUGUAUGGAAAAUAUGAAUCAAGAAGGUGGGGUUUCUCCCAAUUCAGAGGUGUGUGGUAUGCCUAUGAGUGUUGAUGCAUUAGCCAUUGGCGAAAACUCGGUAAUCCCCUUGAGAAAUGGUAAGGAUGCUGGUGGGGUUUCUCCCAAUUCGGAGGGGAAAACGAGGAAGGAGAGGCGCUCGACGAUGAGUGCCAAGAAGCCUCCUCGGCCUCCCAGAGGUUUGUCGUUGGAUGCUGCUGAUCAGAAGCUGAUCAAGGAGAUCUCCGAGCUUCUUAUGAUGAAACGUGCUAGGAUCGAACGGAUCAAGGCGUUGAAGAAGGCGAAAGCAGCAAAAGGGAUGUCUUCGUCGGCUUCCUCUGCUGGCAACUUGAUAGCUAUGCUCUUCACACUUCUAUUUUGCAUUGUCAUCAUUUUCCAGGGGUGCCACCCUUGGGGGAAUUUUACGAGGAACAGCUCAGCCGUAGGCGACCCUAUUUCACCAAUGUCGUAUGGAGCGACAGAGGGCAACGUUCUUCCCCUUAAGGAUACACAAAAUUUGUCUAGCGGUAGUGUGCAUAUGUCGUAUGAAGUUGGAUCCCCAAAUCUACUGGUUCGUGGCUCAGAUAAUAAGGCCGGAGGUGGAAGAGCCAUCCAUUGAUACGACUGUUUCUGGGCAUUGAUCGUGUCCAGUCCAACAUUGAGAUCAUACGAUGCUAGGUGUGUGAGAGCGCAUCAGGGUACAUAAUGCAGUGUGCGUGCGUGUGUGCAACUGUAUGCAGACACGCACGCUGCUUUACGUGUAGCUAGGUAUUAUUACCUGGCUAAGAUCAAGGGAAGGCCAGGGUUGUGUGUUGAGUGAUUUUGUCUGAUUUCUGGCUGGCAUUAAGGAAUUCCAUGUGCUUAGAUCCAGGAAAUAAGUUAUGUACAUUUAUGUAUGUCCUAUACUUUAAUUACUGUAAUUGUUGCCAUGAAAAUAAAUAUGGAGUAAUAAGAUUUGAGCACUGUUGACUUGCUUUA
Messenger RNA from Salvia splendens (bonfire salvia), 1633 nucleotides. RefSeq lists its product as uncharacterized. Bases 603 to 1274 code for a protein of 223 amino acids. The record is from RefSeq and is a predicted model, not a curated record. The transcript has 5 exons. NCBI's taxonomy places the organism in Eukaryota, Viridiplantae, Streptophyta, Magnoliopsida, Lamiales, Lamiaceae.